AUGGCAGCUUUACGAAUUUCAGCGACAUUGUCGCGUAAAGCACUCAUUACUUGUCGCCCGCGAAUCUUCAUUGGAGUUCGCGGCGUGCGCCCGUCCCAGCCAUUCAGCAAAACAACCAGCACACAAUAUUCCACAACCGCACCAUUACUGUCUCUAGCCCCUAAGGUCGAGCAUGGGGGCUCUAAGCUAUUCAAAGAUGCUGACGCCGCUGUCGCUGAUAUCAAGAGUGGAUCCACAAUUCUCAGCUCGGGCUUUGGUCUCUGCGGAGUAGCAGAAACCCUCAUUAAUGCUAUGCACCGCCGAGGCGUUGAUAGAUUACAUUCUUUAACGGCCGUUUCGAACAAUGCCGGCGCCGCCGGUAAGGGUGGGCUUUCGACACUCUCGCAGAACGGCCAAAUCAACCGCUUGAUCCUCUCAUACCUCGGAAAUAACAAAGCAUUGGAGAAGAAGUAUUUGACGGGAAAUAUUGCCAUUGAGCUUUGCCCGCAAGGCACUUUGGCCGAGCGCCUUCGGGCUGCGGGUGCUGGAAUCCCGGCAUUCUUCACGCCGACAGGUGUCCACACUUUUAUUCAGGAGGGAAAGAUUCCCGUUAGGAUGGACGAGUCUGGUAAGGUGUUGGAGUCUGGAAAGCCGCGCGAGACUCGCGUGUUCAAUGGAAAGACUUAUCUCAUGGAAGAGGCUUUGCCUGGUGAUGUGGCUAUUCUGCGGGCAUGGAAGGCUGAUGAAGCUGGCAACUGUGUUUUCCGGUACACCACCAAAGCAUUUGGUCCUAUCAUGGCCAAGGCUGCAACACUUACCAUUGUGGAGGCUGAAAAUAUCGUCCCGCUUGGAUCCAUUGAUCCUAAUGAUGUAGAUCUUCCUGGAAUCUUUGUGGAUCGAAUUGUUCCGGCGACAGAUGACAAGCACAUCGAAAUUAAGAAGUUGCGCUCUGACGAGGUUAGCGCUACUGGGUCGGCGAAGGAUGCUGCUCAGAUCCAAAGAGAGCUCAUUGGUCGCCGGGCUGCGAAGGAGCUUAAGCCAGGAUACUAUGUUAACCUGGGAGUUGGUAUUCCUACAUUGGCACCUUCUUUCUUGCCUAAGGAUGUCAAGGUCUGGAUCCAGUCAGAGAACGGAAUCUUGGGAAUGGGUGAUUAUCCCACAGAGCAACAACUAGAUGCUGAUAUCAUCAAUGCCGGCAAAGAGACUGUGACUCUAGUCCCCGGAGCUUCCACAUUUGACAGCACCGAGUCCUUCGGCAUGAUCCGCGGAGGUCAUGUCGACGUGUCUAUUCUUGGAGCCCUACAAGUGAGCGCCAACGGCGAUUUGGCCAACUACAUGAUCCCCGGCAAGGUGUUCAAGGGCAUGGGAGGAGCAAUGGACUUGAUCUCCAACCCCGACAAGACGAAGAUUGUGGUAGCCACCAGCCACGUCGCCAAGGAUGGAUCGCCAAAGAUUGUGCAAAAGUGCAGUUUGCCUCUGACGGGAGCCAAUGUUGUCAGCACCAUCAUUACGGAUUUGUGUGUCUUCCAGGUAGACCGGGCAACAGGAGAGCUUACGCUGACGGAGCUUGCUCCGGGUGUUGAGGUUGAGGAGGUACAGAGCAAGACGGACGCGAAGUUCACUAUUGCUGAUACUCUUGAGAUUAUGGAGUAG
Penicillium soppii is the source of this 1632-nucleotide messenger RNA. Its product is annotated as 3-oxoacid CoA-transferase. The record is from RefSeq and is a predicted model, not a curated record. Gene Ontology annotation, biological process: ketone body catabolic process. The transcript is spliced from 8 exons. Gene Ontology annotation, molecular function: succinyl-CoA:3-oxo-acid CoA-transferase activity. Bases 1 to 1632 code for a protein of 543 amino acids. Lineage: Eukaryota; Fungi; Ascomycota; Eurotiomycetes; Eurotiales; Aspergillaceae.